This is a messenger RNA of Tribolium madens (black flour beetle), 565 nucleotides long. Its product is annotated as protein LLP homolog. The record is from RefSeq and is a predicted model, not a curated record. Lineage: Eukaryota; Metazoa; Arthropoda; Insecta; Coleoptera; Tenebrionidae. Gene Ontology annotation, cellular component: nucleolus. Gene Ontology annotation, molecular function: RNA binding. The transcript has 2 exons. Gene Ontology annotation, biological process: dendrite extension. The coding region runs from base 157 to 513 and encodes 118 amino acids.
UAAAUCGUAAAUUAAAAAAUAAAUUUAAUUUUAAGUGACAAAACCAAAGUUCCUAAAAAUGUCAUAUGGGUCUUUUAUGAACUUAACCUCAAAGUGUGCACACAUUACGAUUUUUUUCUUGUGUUUAUAUUAGUUUAAAGUUGUUUUUGAAAGAAAAUGGCUAAAAGUAUUCGUAGUAAGUGGAAGCGAAAGUGUCGUGCAAUCAAACGAGAACGUUAUGGUAAAAAGGAACUGGAGCGUUUAAAGAAGACUCUGGGGAUCGAUGAUAGUCAGUCUGAUAAUAAGGAUGUAAAUAAGACUGAAAUUUCGGAAGUAGUCAACGUCGUAGAUGCUAAAUCCAUGAAAAACAAAGGAGAAAACGAUGAACAAAUGAAAACUGACACAAAGAAACGCGUUUUUAACCCUAAGACUUUGAGAGAUGAACAUGGUGCAUACCCCGUAUGGUUACACCCGAGGAAAAUUGCUAAGAAUAAGUCCAAGAAAGCAAAGAAAGUGAAAAAAGGGAAACACUAAUUGUUAAGUAUAGUUGGUUUAUUAAAAAUAAAAGUACAUUUUUAAAUGUUUA